AUGCUGGUUUUCCGUGGAACCUCCCCAAAAUGUGGCCUUUCCCGCCGUGUCCCCUCAGGGCCGGGUGCUGAGGGGACGCAAAGGGCGGGAAAAGGAGGCGCAGUGCGGGCCGCCAGGGGGAGCUGCUCGCCGCGCGCGGCCAAUCAGCGGCUGCGUCGCUUGCGGGGGGCGGGGCCUCGCGGGAGCGGGAAGAUGGCGGCCGUCGGCGGCGGCGGCAUCGGGCCGGGCGGAGGGCCCGGGGCCCGCAGGGGCAGCACGGGCCGGGACGCGGAGGCCGAGGUUUGGUGCCGUCGAGUGCGGGAGCUGGUGAGCGCGGUUCCCGCCAACCGGCUCUGCUUCGAAUGCGGCCAGCGUGGCGUCACCUACGUGGACAUCAGCGUGGGCAGCCUCGUGUGCACCGGCUGCUCGGGGGCGCUGCGGGGACUGAACCCCCCCCACCGUGUCAAGUCCAUCUCUAUGACAACAUUCACGGAGGCGGAGGUGCUGUUCCUGCAGGCACAUGGCAAUGAGGCCUGCAGGCGGAUCUGGCUCGGCACCUUCAACCCCCGGACUUCACUGCUGCCUGACUCCUGCGACCCCCAGAAGGUGAAGGAGUUCCUGCAGGAGAAGUACGAGAAGAAACGAUGGUAUGUGGCACCAGAACAAGUGAAACCCCCCCAAAGUACCACAGUGGAGCCCAGGCCCCUCCAGGCCCUCCAUGGGGACACCGGGACACUGCCACAGGUGAGACCGGCCCACUUCUGGGGGUGCCAGGGGGAAUGCCACCCCCUGACCUUACGGUGCCCCCCCAGCCCCGCCCAGCUGCCCACCACCCUCCCCAGCCAGCUCGAAAGGCCGGCACCGACCUCCUGGCUGCCAUUGGGGGAGACACCUUCGCUAGCCCUGCCCCAGCACCUGCCUUCGCUGUUUUCCCUGGCCCAGCCCCACCCCGGUCUGCUUUCCCCAGUUUCAAUGCCUUUGGAACCAGCCCUGGAGCACCAACAUUUGGCGGAUCUGUGCCUCCCUUCCACAUCCCACCCACCACCGCAGGUGCGGCUGCACAGGGUGUGGCCACCCCUGUUCCACCCACAGGGGGAGGAGCUUCUGCCAGCCUCUUUGGGACCCUCCGUGACCCCCCAGCGCUGCCCCAUGGGGGCUACACCAACCCAUUCAUGGCCCCCGUGGCCCCCAGACCCUUCACCAACCCCUUCCAGAGCAACGGCCCCGGUGCCCCUGUUCCUGGAGGGUUCCCCAGUCCCUUCCAGGCUGAUGGUAAGAGUUGGGGGGAAGAUAAAUACUGGGACAACCUCUACCCAAGCCCCCAGUGACCCUCUCCCCAUUUCACCUCACAGGGUUGCCUUUCAGCGGGUUCAACGUUGCCAAAGCUUCCACCAACCCCUUCGUGACGGUCCCGACCCCGACGGCGCCGUUCAGCACCGGGCACCCGACCACCAACCCCUUCCUGUGACUGCGGAUGCUGGUGGGGGACUCAGCCCGGCCCUCACAGCUCCCACGGCUGCUUUUGGGGGCUCUGGCAGUGCACACCACUCCUCCCCCUCCGCCGGGACCACGUUCUACUUUUGUUCCGAGAGAUUUAUCGUGAUAAUCUAAUAUAUAUUCGAUAGAAACA
Molecule: messenger RNA, 1609 nt
Organism: Cinclus cinclus
Lineage: Eukaryota; Metazoa; Chordata; Aves; Passeriformes; Cinclidae
Gene: AGFG2
Product: ArfGAP with FG repeats 2
Exons: 10
Coding region: 1-1590 (529 amino acids)
Molecular function (GO): GTPase activator activity
Source: RefSeq, a predicted model, not a curated record